UCAUACCUUCAUAGUCAUCACAGAAUCUAUAUGAGAGAGAACCUUUAUAAAUGUGAUGAAUGUGGAAAAUCCUUUAGGAAAAUUUCUUCCCUUCAUGUUCACCACAGAAUCCAUAUAGGAAAGAAACCUUAUGAAUGUGGUAAAUGUGGAAAACUCUUUAGUAGGUGCUCAUCUCUUCAUGUUCAUCAGAGAAUCCAUACUGGAAAGAAACCUUAUAAAUGUGAUGACUGUGGAAAGUACUUUAGGAAUGGAUCAUCUCUUCAUGUUCAUCAGAGAAUCCAUACUGGAGAGAAACCUUAUAAAUGUGAUGACUGUGGAAAAUCAUUUGUUCAGUCCUCCAAUCUUCAACAUCACAGGAGAAUCCAUACUGGAGAGAGACCUUAUAAAUGUGACGACUGUGGAAAGUACUUUAGGGAUAGAUCAUCUCUUUAUGUUCAUCAGAGAAUCCAUACUGGAGAAAAACCUUAUAAAUGUGAUGAGUGUGGAAAGUCCUUUGUUAAGUCCUCCCAUCUUCAAUGUCAUAGGAGAAUCCAUACUGGAGAGAAACCUUAUAAAUGUGAUGAAUGUGGAAAGUCCUUUGUUAAGUCCUCCCAUCUUCAAUGUCAUAGGAGAAUCCAUACUGGAGAGAGACCUUAUAAAUGUGAUGAAUGUGGAAAGUACUUUAAGGAUUGAUCAUCUCUUCAUGUUCAUCGGAGACUCCAUAGUGGAGAGAAACCUUAUAAAUGUGAUGAAUGUGGAAAGUCCUUUGUUAAGUCCUCCCAUCUUCAAUGUCAUAGGAGAACCCAUACUGGAGAGAAACUUUAUAAAUGCGAUGACUGUGGAAAGUCCUUUGUUAAAUCCUCCCAUCUUCAAUGUCAUAGGAGAACCCAUACUGGAGAGAAACCUUAUAAAUGUGAGGACUGUGGAAAGUCCUUUGUCCAGUCCUCCAGUCUUCAAUGUCAUAGGAGAAUCCAUACUGUAGAGAAACCUUAUCAAUGUGAUGACUGUGGAAAGUCCUUUGUCUGGUCUUCCUAUCUUCAAUGUCAUAGGAGAAUCCAUACUGGAGAGAAACCUUAUCAAUGUGAUGACUGUGGAAAGUACUUCAGGGAUGGAGCAUCUCUUCAUAUUCAUCGGAGAAUCCAUACUGG
Peromyscus maniculatus bairdii (prairie deer mouse) is the source of this 1127-nucleotide messenger RNA. The record is from RefSeq and is a predicted model, not a curated record. Lineage: Eukaryota; Metazoa; Chordata; Mammalia; Rodentia; Cricetidae.